Messenger RNA from Diuraphis noxia (Russian wheat aphid), 1643 nucleotides. RefSeq names its product Hen1 methyltransferase (gene Hen1). Gene Ontology annotation, molecular function: O-methyltransferase activity; RNA methyltransferase activity. Gene Ontology annotation, biological process: siRNA processing; RNA methylation; piRNA processing. Lineage: Eukaryota; Metazoa; Arthropoda; Insecta; Hemiptera; Aphididae. Gene Ontology annotation, cellular component: nucleus; cytoplasm. The record is from RefSeq and is a predicted model, not a curated record.
UAGUUACGCCGUUAUUAUUUUGAUUAGUCACUAAUCAAUAUUGUAAUUUUUAAUUUACUUAUUCAAUGAAUUGGGUAUAGUUUUUACGUUGUUUGUUUAAACAAUAGUUUAGAAGUAUGUUGGUUCUACAGAGUAUUCUGUUGUGUUACGGCAUUSACUCGUGGGAAUAUUUGAAGUCUAUUAUUGAUCGUUAUUUAUGCAAUGGCGAAACGUCUGAUUUGGAGGUAAACAAUAUUAUAAUAACAAUAUAUGCUAUUACUAAUUUUGAUAAAGAAUGGUCUGAUUUUGAUUCAACUCCUUACAAAUUGUUGAGACGUGUUGACUAUCCAUAUGAAUUUAAUGAUGAAAAUCGUUGGGAACGGUCCAUGUAUGAGAAGUUGAGAAAGUUUGUAUCAGAAGCUUCACAAGACAAGAAAUAUAUGGUUGGUCACAAUAUGGAAAUACCGUUAAAUAAAAUUAUUCCAUAUGUUUCAGAUUGCUGUUCAUCUAUAGAUAAAUUGGAAGAUAUUGCCAAUAAACUUUACUAUACCACAAAAAAUGAAAGUGGAGAAUGGAUAUUGAUAAAAAGUAUGCAGUCRGAAUUUAGUUCAGAUGAAAACGAAUCAGACUCAGAUUCAUUAUCAAAUAAUAGUGGAAAAGAGUACAAUCUAUUGGAAAAUUCAGUAAAUYUUGGCAAUGAUAAUGAAGAUUGGAAUGUAUCAGCCGUUCUAAGUUCUGACAAAUCAAAACUUUGUUUUUCUACUCCAAUGAUUAAAGAUCCUGAAAUWAAAUACCAUUCAAAUAAUGUAGACAGUUUCAGCACAGUGCAUUCAAAUUCAGAUUUGUAUAAAACAGCCGUUGAUUAUAAUAAGAGUGAAAUUACUGAGGACAUGGAAAUGUCAUCUAGCUGCAAUAGUAGUAUUGUUGAUGACUGUAAUGUUUGUCAAGACUUAAGAACAGGACAAAAUAAUUCUGUAAUCAAUGAAAAAGAUAUUAAUGAAACUGAAAAUACAUUGACGUGCGUUGCAAACAGUCAUGAAUUUUCCGAUGGCGGUGAUAAAUUAAAUUAUCACUUUACUGAUAUGGAAAUCUCAUCUAGUUGUAAUGGUAGCAUUAUUGUUGAGGACUGUGUAGUGUAUCAGGACUUCAAAUCAGGCCGAAAUAAUUCUGUAAUUGAUGAAGAAGAUAUCAAUGAAACUGAAAAUACAUUGACAAGCAUUGUAAAUAAUCAUGAAUUUUCCAAUGAUAGUGAUAAACUAAAUGCCAAUGUAACCAAUGAUAACACUGUUCAUAAAAAUAAUAGUAAUAUAUCUUUGGAACUAAAAUCUAGUUCUGAUACUGCACAUCAAUUUAAAUCUAAUUAUCCUGAUGAAAUUUGUAUCCCAUUUGAUGAUGGGAUGAAUGAAAUUGAUGACCAAGUAUCGGUAUGCUUAAACAGAACAUUAUUAGAUGAAAAUGGUUACAUGGAAAAUUUGUUGUCUACUUCAGAAAAUGAAUUAUCAAAAAAAUGAAAAGGUUUUAUUAAAACUUAAAUUUUGUUAUUAUAACUAACACGGCAUAAGAUCUUAAAACAAAUGUCACAGCAUUUAAUUGUCGUCAUAACAUACUUGUUUGUCAUUUAAUAAAAAUGAUUGAUGAACAGUUUGUUAUCUUUAAAAUUUUAA